Diachasmimorpha longicaudata is the source of this 6172-nucleotide messenger RNA. Its product is annotated as cytochrome c oxidase assembly protein COX15 homolog. Gene Ontology annotation, biological process: heme A biosynthetic process. Gene Ontology annotation, molecular function: oxidoreductase activity, acting on NAD(P)H, heme protein as acceptor. Gene Ontology annotation, cellular component: mitochondrial inner membrane. The record is from RefSeq and is a predicted model, not a curated record. The transcript has 5 exons. Bases 475 to 1791 code for a protein of 438 amino acids. NCBI's taxonomy places the organism in Eukaryota, Metazoa, Arthropoda, Insecta, Hymenoptera, Braconidae.
CCCGGCGUACAUGCACUGUAAAUUUUCAACUUCGGACGAUACGAUACAUGAAGUGUUUGCGUUUGAGUUUUACUUUUCAUUACUGACUUCGAAAGACUUUACGUCGUAUGAAGACCUUUUUGACUCUCCUGAUCACUCAGGAAUCGACUCUGAAUUGGAAAAAUCCAACAGCUCGUGAAAGAAAAAACCGCCUUCAAUUUUAGUCCCUGGAGGUAUGAUAUUUGGGACCUCCUUGUGUCGUAGACAGGAUUCUCCGCUUAUUUCGCGACACUCUAGUGUUAUGUCAUGUGAUUAAUUAGUAAUUCCCUGUAAUAACUAAAGAUUGAGUGUCUGCAAGCCAUUAAUUACUGUUGAUGGCCAUUCAGUAGAUUAAUAAUUCCGGAGUGGAAUUUUUGGUAAUAAUUUUGAGGUUAAGAGUCUGGAGAGGAUUUGUCAACAUCUAGGACCAUCUGCGGGUCAAGUACAUAUGUGAAGAUGCUGAGCGUCUCGAGACUGUGUACCCGGGGAAUUCCGAGAAUCCCACACACAAAUGUAUCGGUCUGUACACGAAAGGCGUUUCAUAGUCCACUUCAAAAACGAACGAGUGAUUUUCCACGAAUUCUCAGAGAAACCGCAGCCAAAUGGAGAUCGACUCCGGGUCUCGCCACCGAGUCUGGAUCACUUACCUUCAGAUUCGCCUCUGCUGUUAACAAAAAGACAAAUAGGCUUGUUGGCACCUGGCUUUUUACAUGCAGUGGAAUGGUCUUUGUCGCUGUAGCACUAGGUGGGAUAACGAGGCUGACUGAAUCGGGAUUGUCCAUGGUAACGUGGAAAUUACUGGGUGAGAAAAUGCCAGUGUCCGAGGGUCAAUGGAUUGAGGAGUUUGAAAGAUAUAAACAGUAUCCAGAAUAUAAACUAAUGAACCAAAACAUGACCCUGGAGGAGUUCAAAAAAAUCUGGUGGAUGGAGUACGUCCAUCGAAUGUGGGGCAGACUGAUAGGUGCAACAUUCGCUCUUCCAGCAGCUUACUUCUGGUACAAGGGCUACCUAAAGCCCGGAAUGAAGGCCAGACUUCUGAUUCUGGGCUCACUGAUCGGUGCCCAAGGCCUCAUGGGCUGGUACAUGGUAAAAUCUGGUCUUGAGGACAGAUUUCAGGAUCCCUCGGACGUCCCCAGGGUCUCGCAGUACCGACUUGCGGCUCACCUGGGUCUGGCUUUUCUUCUGUACAGUGGCUUCCUGUACAAUGCCCUCGAUCAUCUGCUGCCAGCCAAACGCAUGCCUCUUGACUGGUUCGGGAAGAGAAUGCUCACAGACCAACAUACUAGUGCUCUCGUCAAGUUCAAGAGAAUAGCUCAUGGAAGUAAAGCACUCGUAUUUUUGACAGCUAUCUCCGGAGCUUUUGUAGCUGGACUGGAUGCUGGACUGAUUUACAACGAAUUCCCGAGGAUGGGGAGGAGGUUCAUUCCGGAGGAUCUGCUGGCGAUGUCCCCCACGUUGAGAAAUUUCACGGAAAAUCCAACGACUGUACAGUGGGAUCAUAGAAUACUCGGCAUAACAACACUGACAGUGAUCACGAUAAUGGCAUUCAAAUCCCGAAAACUAAAACUCCCAGGACGUGCAUCAACAGCUGCCCUGGUUGUCCUAGGUGCUGGAUACCUCCAAGUGAUCCUCGGGAUCUCGACUCUCCUCCAUCACGUACCUGUCUCCCUGGCAGCUUCACACCAAUCAGGCAGCAUGAUACUCCUCAGUGCAGCACUAUGGCUCUGCCACGAGCUCAAGCACAUACGCAAAAUUCCCAAAUUAGUCAAGUAACGGUAAAUGGUUUGUACAUAAAUGUAACGCUGGAGUUGCAGUGAAUUAACAAUAAAACCGGUUGAUUUAUCAAUUAGGAAAAAAUUAUUUCACAACAUUAUGCUCAUUUAUUUCGACGAUGUGUCUCUGCCUUAUAACAAUGAUUAAUUGCUUACAAACGUUAAAAUUACAGUCAUUAAUUUUUUUUGUUUAUUAAAGAUAGAGGGGAGCAAAUGAAAAUUGUUGGUCAAAUUUAUUUCUCACGUUCAAUGUAGAAUUGUUUGAAUUGUUUAUAUAAUUAUUUGUGAUUUAUCGUUCGAAAUGCAAAACUGAAAUCCAGUGGAAAAAUAUGUGGUUCAAGAAAAACUUGAAAAAAGGCGAGGGAAACAGUCACUGUAGUUAAAUUUUUGAAAAAUAUUUCUUUCGUUUGGAUUGUUUUUAAAAAUUAUUGCACCUUUGAAGAAAUUUUCAGUACUAAACUGCCUUUUAAAAGUGACAAGAAUCGAUUACUCGUGUCCAUUCAAUUAAUUUUUGACACAAUCAAUAGAUUAUUGUCAUUUUUCAGGGACAGUUGUCUAUGCAAUAAAUUUUUUGUCCUGAAAAAUGCAAAAAUUUAUGUCUUUUUAGAGCAGCAAAUUCAACAGCAGUAACUGUUACAUUUCAAUAUCUCGCAUCUCCUCACUACAAUGUCUCCCUGGAUCAGACAUGAUUGGAUCAGACUUCACGAACAUUUAUAGAAAAAAAUGUUCCCCAUUAUGAAAUGUUUGAUUCUGCAUUUAGAAAAUUAUCAAAUCCUUGCCAUUAUCGUUAUUCUAUCUACCGGGAGAAUCGAUAAAUCGAUUAAAUAAUCUUGGAUUAUCAUCGUUAAGUAACGCGUUAUGUAUUUUUACUGUCUCAUUAUUCAUUAAUUUAUCACUUUGUUUUGAUUUUACGAGUGUAUCGUACUGUUUAAAAAUAUGUGGCAGUCGUUUUCCAAUCAGUCACCCUUUGAUUUAUACAAUUGUAAUUUCACCUCAAAACGUGCAACCUCAUACACAUUGGUCCGUGACUAUUAAACAUUAGUAGUGGUGUAUUAUUGAUUUUUUAAAGCAAUAUAUACUUCUACUCAUCACCCCCUGCUACACCUCAAAUUGCACUUUUAUUAAUCGAUUAAUUAAUUAUUGUAGCCAUUUUCUCUUUCCUAUAUACACAUGACACGGUUUAUCGUAUUUUAUUAUUUUCUCUUAUUAUUCACAUAUAUUUUAUAGUUCAUAUUUAUAUACUGUGGAUUUUUAGAACCAGAGUAAAUAGCCCAGGUGAGUAAUCUACGAGUAUUUAACCGUCACGUUACAGAGAGGAUUGAAAUUUAAAAAUCACAGAAAUUUGAUUUUUCUGGCUCAUUCAAGACGAAAAUGACAUUUACGUUAAAAAACGUCAAAUCAUUGUUCGAAUUAACAAAUUAAAAUAAUUCACUAAAUUAAGGAAAAUUAUUUAUUUACAUUGAAUUAAUGAAUUGUAAAGACAAAACGUCUUUUUUUUUCAUUUUUCUUUAUAUGUUUGAAAUACAAGUCAAUAAUUUACUCAAUAAAAUCAUUAAAAAAUACUUUUUUUAGUAAUGAAACCGUCAAAGGCAGAAAAUUGAUAUUUUUGUCUGAAUUUUUUUUAUUGUUCUUUUCCACUAAAAUGUGAAUAUAUGAUUCGAAAAAUGUGAAAAAAUAGAAGUGCGAUACGUGAAGCCAUUUUCAAAUUUCAAUGCACUCUCUCCUUGAAAAAAAAGUUCUUGACUUUCAAUAAUUGGGGUUCUGCAUGACAAUGUUUUAGUGUUGAAUAUGAAAUUGGAAUGAAAAAUACUAAAUACGGACUUUAUUGUAUCAAAAAGGAUCUAUGGUUUUCCCAUUAACUCUUGGAUUUUGAGGUAUUUAAUUAAAAAAAUCAUGCAGCAACCCAAUUGUCGACAGGAAAAGUUCUGAAAGGCUCACCGGGGAGAUCUACUGGUGUAAUCAGUCUGAUAAAAAAAAAUCCUUACUCACCUCGAUAGUUAGUUUUAUUUAGAUUAUAAAUAAAUGCAUCUCAUUCGUAUCUCAUUACUAAUUUUUACAGUUUGUUCUCAUCCUUUGGGGCAUUUAUCGUCAUUUUGUGAACAAUAAAAAUGAAUUGAUUGAAGUAUUUUCAGGAUUUUUAAAAAAUUUGUGUUGUUCAUUGUGAGAAGUGGAGAAACGUAGUUCAACAGUUUAAUAAAUCGCAUUUAUCGCGAAAUGUUGUAGUCUCCACGGGACAUGUAAACACUAACGUGAAAUUUAUCAGCAGAUUUUGUUGCUAAAGAAAUUCGAUAUUUCUUACAAAAAAGAAUUCUGUACAUUUUUGUGAAUUUAUUUGACAAAAGCAGCAGUCGAGGGGAAGAGAAAAUUUUUUUUCUGAACUUUUCCCAUAGUUUCACUCAUUAUGAAACUAUUUGUCAAACAUGCACUUUAGUGUAUUGAUUAUUAUUUUUAGAUGGAUUUGUCUGGAAGGAAAUGUUAAGCCAUUUCGUGUAAUUUAAAAAAUUGUUCAUUUAAAACCUUUAUAAAUUCUAAUUCAUAAGCUAUAAACUAUUUAUAAACUAUAAUUCAACAAAUUCGUUUAAAAAAUUGUUGAUUUCAGAGGAAAAAGUCAAAUCAUUUUUGUCAAAAAACACUAAUAAUUGUCUAGUUAAUUAAUAAAUUUAUGCCGUGCAGUACAGUAUAAAAAAUUCAAUUGUUUCCGAUCGAAUUGAAUAAACCGUUGAAAAAUUUGUUUGUUAAUCGAAAAACUCAUUAGAAAGAGGAUUUUCUCAAAAUUAUUCGAAAAUUCAAUUAAUUCAAUACGUUUACCCCACUUCACCACAGACUGAUUCAACAACAAUCAUCGCUUCUUCCUGAAAGACCAUUUUGUGAAUGAAAAAAAAAUUGAUAUGCAUACGACGCAAGAAAAGUGGAUUAAGCACGGAGCACUGAGUAAGAAUUGACGAAAAAAUGAAUGAAUUGACUAAAGGAAUAUACAAGCGACGUCACAUAAUUGUCAUCAUGUUAAUUUUUGUCAUCGACUGAACGAAAGCCUCUUAAAUAAUUUUCAUCGCACAAGCAGUGCAAUUCGUCGAUGAUUGUUAAUUCCUUCAUCUCCAACAUGUGGUAAAAAAUCGAUAGUCAUUAAUUAACGCGUGUGUAAAAUGUGUACAAAUAAAUUUUUUACACAUAAUACAUAUUUACGUAGGCAAUGAAGGUAUUACGUACGGUAGAUACGUAUACAGUACAUGGAGGUGAUUGACUGUCAGAAUAGCGAUGAAUUUUUUCUGGGGAAAAGCGGAAAAUAAUUCCCAAUUCGAUUUUUCGUUGCCGUUCUUGUGCAUGAAAAGAUUUUAAAAAAUAUUCCAGAGCUUCGGGUAGAAAUUUCCUUCCUUUCUAGGGAUUUUCGAAAAUAUUUGAUAAAAAAAGAUAGAAAAAAGAACAAAAAAAGCUAUUUUUCUAUUCUUAGUGAAACCGAAAAUUUCCACAUUAGUUUUUCCGCAUGAAAAAUUUAAUGAAUAAAUUUUCAGACAUUUCUCAACAAUUUUCUGUACGUUCUUGAAUUUUCAUUGAAGUUCAUUCACUAUUGAUCAAUGAUGUAAAUUAAAUCCGUCCCAGAAAUGUAUUUCAAUCUAUUUCAAUCAACGUUUCGAUCUAUUGAAUAUUUUCCACCGACGAAAUAACGAAAUUUCCAAUGGUUUGACAGCAAAAGCUCUAGAAAUUUCCAUAAAACAUUUUCACUCAUAAACCGCAACGAAGAUAAAAAGUCAUUAACCAUCUACUCGUCAAUAUUUAAAAUUGUUCAUCAGAACUCUCAGUGCUCAUCAUUCAUAACUGUCCAGAUUCAUGAAUUUUCUAAAAACAUUUAAAAUUAUUAGCCCCACUUCCUGCACAGAGUUAAAAAAUAUAUGUUUUGUUUAGGCAUAAAUUGUCACGAAUCGACUUAGGCAUAAACGAUUUUAAAGCUUAAACGAUCUAAUUAUUUUUGACAGUACAAAUGCUUCAAUAAUUUUAUUAUCCUCUUAUUAUUAAAAAGAAUAAGCCUAAACCGUCAGUCAAGUCUUACUGUACAAUUCGAGUGCAUUGUGACAUAUCCCUGGGCUUCCACCAUCAGUUUCGCACCUCAGUGAAAAGAAACUAACGUGAAUGUAUGGAAAAAAAACACGAAGGUGUGAACUUUCGAGUGUCCCUGAUUAUUCAGAGCCGUACGAAGAGGUGUUUUUUUUUUCGUUUGAGAUCCAGGGAGAUCUCUUCAGCUGGUUUUCGAUGGACUUUCGUCAAUUUUUUCCGAGUUUACGAUUACCUGGACUACGUAACCGGGUUGGACCUUGGCCUCUUCGAUGUGCAUCUUGUCACCGAGGAGUUUUCCACCGAAAAACCAUCUCUGUCGGGAUGGCUCAAGC